ACCCAUCCCUUGAAGUGGAUCACACAAUCAAGAAUUUAGGCAGAAGAGGGGGGAAGAUAAGGAGAAGAUAAGAAUGUCAGGGUCGCUGGCCGGCUACAAUAACCCACUAGAGGAUUUGGAUCAGUCUCCGCCGGCGCAAGAUCUUCACCCCGCCGGCGGAGGUUUCAGGCCUAAGCUGACGAUGACCUCCGCUGGAGGAGGAGGAGGCUGCAGGUACCGGGAAUGCCUGAAGAACCACGCCGCCAGCGUCGGCGGGAACGUCACCGACGGCUGCGGAGAGUUCAUGCCCAGCGGGGACGACGGCACUCUGGAGGCCCUGAAGUGCGCCGCCUGCAACUGCCACCGCAACUUCCACCGCAAGGAGCGCGGCGGAGGGGAAGCCGGCGUCAUGACGGUGCACCCCCUCCAGCUCCCGGCGCCGCCGCUCGCGCCGCCGUCCAUGACAUCUCCGUCGUCCAUCAACCACCACAGCUACCACCGGAGCGGGCCGUGGCCGGCGCCGCCUCCCCCCUCCCUGACCGCGCCGCCGGCGGCCCGGACGGCGGGGUACGGGAGCGGGGCGGCCACGGACUCGUCGAGCGAGGAGAUGAACUUCAACGCAUACCAGUCGUCGGCGGGGGCGGCGGCGUACGGGGCGGCGGCUGGGGGGAAGAAGCGGUUCCGGACGAAGUUUUCGCAGGGGCAGAAAGAGAAGAUGAUGGAGUUCGCGGAGAAGCUGGGGUGGAGAAUCCCGAGAGAAGACGACUCCCAGCUGCAGACAUUCUGUGCCGAGGUUGGGGUGAAGCGACAAGUUUUUAAGGUUUGGAUGCACAACAACAAGAAUUCCGCCGCCAAGAAGAACAACAACCCCAUCCACAUUAAUAAUAACAAUAACAAUCCUCAUCAACACCACCACCGUGACGACGACGACGAGGAGGAGGAGGAUCGCCGCAGCAGCCACCAAACACUACCUGGUAUUGCCGGAAUUUGAUUUGCCGGCCGGCCACAUUAUUAUUAUUAUUCUUAAUUAAUUAUUUGCUUUCGUUGUGUUGUUAAUGAUAGGUACGAAUUGAAUUGAAUUGAUCAUCAUCUUCGUGAUUGCCCCCGUCCCUUAAUUGAUUAGUUGAUGAUUACAUAUUUGUAGCAUUUAAUUUAAUUUGUAGCUAGAUCAUUAUGGAUGUUGAGAUUUCUAGUAUGUUGGCUGAUUAAAUUACGCACUAUUCU
Messenger RNA from Cuscuta campestris, 1203 nucleotides. The record is from the annotation of a GenBank genome assembly. NCBI's taxonomy places the organism in Eukaryota, Viridiplantae, Streptophyta, Magnoliopsida, Solanales, Convolvulaceae.